AUAACCAAAGAUCAAAUCGAAACUCUGCGAGAAACUAGGAUGAGUUGGAAAAGAAUAGCACUUACACUUGGGAUAAUUGUAAGUGACAGUACGUUGUAUCGUCGUAGACAGGAACUUGGACGUCAUGAAAGCUUUGUAGACAUCUGCUAUGAGGAACUUUACACUGUCAUCAUGGGAAUGUUGACGCAGACACCUUAUGCUGGUGAGUCAUAUUAUGUCAGUGGUGGUUUGCGAGCUCGUGGUAUUUGUUUAGGUAACGGCAUGAUUUGUGGUGAUAUUUGGCAUAAAUACCACGGGUGAUAUUUCGAAUUUGUCAUACGAAAUUUCACGAGCCAUUAGGUGACAAUUUUGAAAUAUCCCGAGUGGUAUUUAUGGCAAAUAUCACGUGCAAAUCAUGCUCUCCUUUGUUUAUACUACUACCCACACAUGGUUUGUAAUUUUCACAUGUAGGUAUUUCAAAUUAAGCUGAAAUACCACUGCUCUAAGCCAAUCAAAUUGCAAAAAUUUCUCAUGUAGUAGUAUAAUUGUACAAAGACGCCGAAUAAGAGAAGUUCUCAGAACGAUUGAUCCUGUUGGCAGCGCAUUGCGUAGGAGAGCUGCUAUUCAAAGGAGGCAGUACAAUGUCAGAGCUCCUAAUCAUGAUUAUGUGGCACAUUGAUGGCAACCAUAAACUGGUCAGUUGGAGGUUUGUUGUACAUGGUUGUACAGAUGGCUAUAGCAGGGCAAUUGUAUACUUAAAGUGUGCACCUAACAACUUGGCAUCUACAGUCUUACGAUAUUUUAUUGAGGGAACCCAUGAGUUUGGAUUGCCUCUGCGUGUGAGGGGUGACCAUGGAGUCGAAAAUGUUGAGGUUGCAAGGUUUAUGGUUGAGAGGAGAGGUGUCAAUCGAGGUAGUUUUAUGUAGUGUCCACAAUGUCAGAAUUGAGAGACUUUGGUGGGAGAUGAACAUGUUCGUCACUGCCUUUUACAAGGACAUCUUUCAUUUCUUGGAAGAUUCAUGUUUGGUUAAUUCUCACAGUGAGUUUGAUCUUUUUGCUCUACACUAAUCUAUUUACCCAGGAUCAAUGCAUCACUUGAGGAGUUUGUUUGUUGAGCAGUGGAACUUCCAUGGUAUAAGCACUGCAGGAUAUCAGUCCCCAAUGGCUUUGUGGUAUGCAGGUAUUAUGCACAGUAUGGAUGACGCAGUAGUUUACGAACCAGAUGCUUAUGGUAUUGAUUUUGAAUCUGGUUUUUCAGAGAUUGAUGAUGAUUGCAGUGUUGUUGUUCCUGACAAUCAAAUACAGCUAACCGAGGAAGAAAAGCUAAGAAAUGACCAUUCUGAGGAGACAGGUUCCUGA
Molecule: messenger RNA, 1338 nt
Organism: Porites lobata
Lineage: Eukaryota; Metazoa; Cnidaria; Anthozoa; Scleractinia; Poritidae
Source: the annotation of a GenBank genome assembly